This is a messenger RNA of Oncorhynchus masou masou (cherry salmon), 5441 nucleotides long. RefSeq names its product torsin-1A-like. Bases 176 to 1174 code for a protein of 332 amino acids. Gene Ontology annotation, molecular function: ATP hydrolysis activity; ATP binding; kinesin binding. Gene Ontology annotation, biological process: protein localization to nucleus; nuclear membrane organization. Lineage: Eukaryota; Metazoa; Chordata; Actinopteri; Salmoniformes; Salmonidae. The record is from RefSeq and is a predicted model, not a curated record. Gene Ontology annotation, cellular component: nuclear envelope; endoplasmic reticulum; endoplasmic reticulum lumen. The transcript is spliced from 5 exons.
AUGUAAACGCAGGAUUAUACCUGGUGACGACAAUUUUGCUACAGAUUAGUUUUUGCUGUGUUGGUGUUGCAUAAUGAAUACGUAGGAGGAAAUAGCUGUUUUGCAUUCUUUCUAACGUCUUUGCACUCCUAAAUGACAAACUUGGUAGCUAACUACAUGUUUAUUUGAAGUGAAAAUGAAAGCAACAUACAAAAGCUUUUUCGUAUUUUAUGUCUUGAUAUCGAAUGUUUUUGUGAACGCGUUCGAACCAAUCUCAACCACAUUUGUCGGUUUGGGAUUUACAGCAGUGGGGCGGAAAAUGUACAAUUAUGUAUAUGGUGAAAGUUGCGAUUCAAAAUGGAUUACUUUUAAUUCAACAGGUUUGGAAGUGGCUCUAGAUCAGAAACUGUUUGGUCAACAUGUUGCCUCCAGAGUCAUCCAGAAAUCUGUAACAGGUUUCAUGAACAAUAAAAACCCUAGAAAGCCCCUGGUGCUCUCUCUACAUGGCUUGACUGGCACAGGGAAGGGCUUAGUCAGGAAGUUGAUAGCUGAGAACAUCUACAAGAAGGGCAUGGCCAGCAGUUUCGUCCAUCAGUUUGUGACUUCUACUCACUUCCUUCAUUCGUGUCAGCUUGAGAACUACAAGUCUCAACUGCAGCAGUGGGUCAAAGGCAAUGUCACCAACUGCCCACGUUCCAUGUUCAUCUUUGACGAGAUGGACAAGAUGCACCCUGGCCUGAUCGACUGUAUAAAGCCCUACCUGGAAUACUAUGAAAAUCUGGAUGGGGUCUCGUACCGCCAAGCCAUCUUCAUCUUCCUCAGCAAUGCUGGAGGGGAGAAAAUCACGCAGGUGGCCCUGGACUUCUGGAAAGCAGGUCGAGACCGAGAGGAGAUUACAUUGCAUGACUUAGAACCGGCUCUCUCCCUGUCCGUGUUCAACAACACGAAGAGUGGGUUGUGGCACUCUAGUCUGAUAGACAAGAACCUAGUUGACUUCUUUGUCCCCUUCCUGCCUCUGGAGUACAGACAUAUGCUGCUGUGUGGCAUGGCAGAGAUGUCCGCCAAGGGCCUGGAGCCUAACCAGGACGUGGUCGACCAGAUGGCCAGAGAGAUGGUCUAUUUCCCCAAGAGCGAGAAGAUCUUCUCCGUCACGGGCUGCAAGACCAUCAACGGAAGGCUAGAUUACUUCACAUAGUGCAUGUUUGAGGCCAACUAUGUUGCUGCCGGCGGCUGCAGACUGACCAAUCUAAUCAUAAUGAGUAGUAAUUUAGGAUGAAAGGUGGUUUGUAGGUCUGAUCAGUUGUUCUGCAUUUGCUGACGGUAAUGUAGACGGUCUCCGAGGGAACAGCUACUGUAUCUAUCUACCUCCUACUCUACUGUGUGCACUUUCUUUUUUAAAUGUAAAAAAAAAAUUUGCCCCUUUUUUGUGGUAUUCAAUUGUUUUUAGUAGCUACUAUCUCACUACAACUCCCGUACGGGCUCGGGAGAGACAAAGUUUGAAAGUCAUGCGUCCUCCGAUAUACAUCCCAACCGCACUGUUUCUUAACACAGCACGCAUCCAACCCGGAAGCCAGCCGCACCAAUGUGUCGGAAGAAACACCAUGCAUCUGGCAACCUUGGUUAGCGCGCACUGCGCCUGGCCCGCCACAGGAGUCGCUGGUGCGCGAUGAGACACGGAUAUCCCUACCGGCCAAACCCUCCCGAACCUGGAUGACGAAAGGCCAAUUGUGCGUCACCCCCGGUUACAACAGAGCCUGGGCGCGAACCCAGAGUCUCUCAUGGCACAGCUGGUGCUGCAGUACAGCGCCCUUAACCCCUGCACCAUCUGGGCCCUGUGUGCACUUUCUUAAGGAGAACAUCUCCACCAGUCGGAGUGAGGAAGUCAGUGACUGAUGAUGACCCGCCCCUCAGGCCUCCCACUGUCAACACAACCAUGUGGAGAACAUCAACGGCCUUGUUCUUGUAGUGUCACUUCUCCCUGAAGAUGGAUUACCAAGAGAGAGGAUGCCAGAUUUAAGAAGAGAUAUAAAAUUAAAACACUGAGGGGAAAAGCUAUUCUUUUUAACCAAUCAAGGUGCUUGUUCCUGAUUUUUAUUUUUUUGUAAAUGAUUACCUCCAAAUAAUAAUUUUCUUUUUCAUGGAAUUCUGCUGCACAUGAACUGUGGCAAGUGAAAAUUAGUUGUGUAUUAGAAACAAAUGUGGUUUAAAGUUACAAUCUCUAGUACUGUAGAAAGGGCCCAUGGAGUUGGUGGAAGAAUCCUUUAAUUCAUGGCCACUUACUCAGCUUGGCCAGGGGCGCUUUAAUUAGGUCAGGUGGAAAUGUCCGACAGAUCUCAACUCCAUAAAAGGAGGAAAUCUCCGAUCUGACUGCUUUCUCUUCCUUAACUCCGUCUAAUCCGGAAGUUCUGUGUGUCCAUCAAUCCACGUAAGUCCACCAAAUCUGUUACCUUUCAUCUGAACUAUCUGUUGCGAUCGGGAGAGUGGGCCAUAAGUUAUUGUUUAUAGUUAUUACCGCGGAGCACAGCUUGGAGAGCACGCUUCAAACCUAUUGUGUAAUGUCAAUGAUCACGGCCCUACGGAUCAUCACAGGCCAAUUAUGCCAUCAAUAUAUGGUUAAUAUAUCAUGAAAUUACAUGUACAUAUGAAGACACUUGAAAGGGUGAAAUAUGAAACGUCAUUGUUUGCUGAACUGAUCGAUUCUGAUAUCAAACCAAUGGGGAUUAUAGAUUGAAUAACCGAUCACUUUUUGUAUUAUUCUUAUUCUCAUGAUUAUGAUUAAUAGUUACGAGCAUAAAUGACUCAAGGAUGAUUCCUAUUGACUUCUUAAUGAACUGAUUUGUUGAAUUCCCUAAUUAUGUUAAUAAUGAAUGAUUAUGAUUUGAUAUUUCUGAUUAUGAAUUUGAUUGUAUACAUGUUAUCAGUUUGAUUGGAUACAUGUUAUUCUGUUUCCUUUGUUAUGCAGCACAGACUACCCAGUAAAUAUACCACUUUAUGGUUAAAGGAAUUCCUGCCUCAGUCUCAUCCAUUCCUCCCCACACAGAUUCCACUAAUCUGUCCUUCGAGCAGGACCAUGACUGAGCUAAAGACAGGUGAAAUGGAGGGAGAGAAGGAAGAAUUGUCUCCACUGGAAGGAAGGAGAGAGGAAGAAAGAGCAGCUGAGGAAAAGGUAUUGGAACAAAUGAAAGAUCCAGGAGCUAAGACUAAAGCAACAAGGAAGGCUUCAUCCUCAACCACCAGAAGAACCAGACAAGUACCUGGUUAUCGUUAUUAUGUGGUCGAGUUUUCCACAUCAAAGGGAAAGCCCACCAGAGCUCAGUGGUGAUGGAUCAACUGUACGUUUCAGCCAUCAACCAUCCCCGGAGAGCCAAGGACCGGAAACUGCUUUGGGACGAGAAAGUGGUCUACAGGAAGAACCUAUGGAGGAGGUAACUCCCACCGCACAGGUCGACCAGCUUCCUGAGGCAGGCUCUGCUCACCCAUUAACUAAUGGGAAAUUGUCGAGGCACUCUAGACGGAGUGAGAGUUUGACCAGUGGAUACCCCUUUCGAAGUGGCCAUGGCAGCCGCCAUUCACUAGCCCUCAGCGAUUCACAGACCGCUGUCCGACUAGCGUUUGAGGAAAGAGAGCGUCAGAUUGAGGUGGAACGACAGGCUGACGAACGUUGUCACCUAUUGGAUGUGCAGGCCCGUAGAGCUCUACGGGAACAGGAAUUCAUUGCCAAGGACCUGGCACAGCAGUGACAGCACCGUCAAGCAAGAAGGGAAUUUGAGGAGGCACGGAUGGUCUCAUCCUUCCUGGAGAGGAACGAACAGGGCGUUGACCUGACCACCCCUCCACAUGGACCUAACCUGUCUGGGAUACUAGGGCCGGACAAAUGUCACCACUCUCUAAGCGACAGAGGACUCGCAGUCCAUGAGAUCAAUGUGAUGGUUAUAUUCUUCAAGAAUCAAUGGGUACAUAUCGUUAAUUGAAAAAGAUUUGGACAGCCGUAAGUAUUGCAGGUUUCCCCUUUAAUUGUCAUUGAAAAUGUAUCACCUGAAAUAUUGUCCACUGGAUACCCAUUGUGUAUUUUAUAUCUGUUGUCAAUACCCAUUUUACCAAUACCUAAACAUGGAUAAAUCUGCCUUUACUUGCAUCUAUUUUGCAUUUGUUUCUAAUCCUUUCAUUCACCAGAAGCAUUGUGUACAUUUUUCAAAAUCUGCUGUAAGUUUAUCUUUGAGGGGUAGUCGACUGGCCUGUGAGGAUCAGCUCUAUAGAGAUAUCCCUCACUCCAGCAGAGGGGGAAGAGGUGUGUCUGGGGGGGUUUAUGACCCCUCACGCCUGUUGUAAAUUAUAAUGCAGCAGACCAACUCCAUUCUGGUCUCUGAGAUAUCGUUAUGUCUUUGUCCCUUAUGGAGUAUCUACCUCAGACCUAUCACAUGUAAUAUAUGGACUUUGGGACAUUCUAUUUCAUCAACCAAAAUGAGGACAGUUGGCCUAUGAAAAUGAAUGUCGAUUUUGUGAUGUCAUUAAAAGUUAAAUGAGUAUGUUAUGACAAACAUUGUAACUUUAAAUCAUAUUUACAUUAUGUUUACAUACUGUGUGUUGUGUAGGAAAUAUCCAGAUGAAAAUUAAUGUUUGUGUGAAGAUGAACUGUGAAUUUAGUUGUCUGACACCUUGCCUUGUAACUAGCUACACCUCAGGGAACCCGGGGAGUGUGCCACAAUUAUGUAAAUGCCCUCUUUCCCCCAGGGCAUAAAGCAUUUGUUUUAAGAGUUAACACAUCAGACUAGAGAUCACGUGCUGCAGCCUAGGUCUACUAUUAUUCGACCGCAAAACGCAACACGAGGUUGAAGAAGACAAAGGAACCUCUUAACAAUCAAUGCUACGGUUGAGUAUCUGUAUCGAAGAAGGGGAAUUCAAGCAGGACCACCUGGUUAUUCUCUCCAAGCAAUUGUUUGUCUACACUGUUUUUAUUCCCACUCUGGGAAUAUCUCAACGGCUGAUUAGCCAUCCUCAGAAGACCAAUCUUCCAGAACGAGUACAAGGAGCCAGACAACUAAGGGAAAGGACAUUGUGACACCUUGUGGACAAUCAGAGACUUGCACCUGGCUAUCCGAAGAACAAGACCCACAAAGCAGAACGCGGCCCACGAAGGCCUGGGCCCAUCAGGAACUCGGCUCACGAAGGGAUACCCAACGGAGACCUUCAAGUAAUUACAUUCAAUAUAAUUCUGACGCAUAAGAGCGGCAGUUCAGGGCAAGGUGUUAGGGCUAAGCUAAGGAUAGUUUACAUUUGUAUCCACAUGCUUUUCUCUCGUGUACUUUCUUUCACAAUCUCCAUCUUGUGUAAUGUGUCAUGUUGUUUUGGACAGCUAGGGACCUGUGUAACUGAAUUCAGUUCUAAUCAAUAAUCCUUAACCUAGACUGUAUGUGUAUCUUAUAUUAUCAUUUAGCUUGUUAGUAAAAAAAUAUUUAACUCAA